Molecule: messenger RNA, 6405 nt
Organism: Podarcis muralis (Common wall lizard)
Lineage: Eukaryota; Metazoa; Chordata; Lepidosauria; Squamata; Lacertidae
Source: RefSeq, a predicted model, not a curated record
AGCAGGAGGAGGUGGCUGGUCAGAAGGAGGGAAGAAUGAGGGGUCCAGAUGGAGGAAGAAAGGAAGAAAGAAAGGAGGAGAGAAGCCCAGCUGAAUCCUCCAGGGGGAUUUGGAGCGGUCUCUCAGCCAGAUCGGAUUCUUAGAGGAGUUUGGCCACUGUGGGUAAGAUCCAGGCUGUGAUGUCCAUGGCUGGAGGGGAUCUGGUCAGGGGGAUCUCUGCUUAAUCGGCUUGUUGGAAGAAGAUGGUCUUCAGUAGGAAACAGAGACGACACCUGUCUAAUAUUUGAGAGGGGGGAAAUCCAAAGGCGCUGAGACCCAAUGGCUUUCUGGAACCCUUCAGUUUUGCCUUUCUGAUGUGAUGUGACUGCCUCAUUUGGCAGUGUGGCAGAACAGCAGCCUGUGAACUUUUGCGGGCCCACGGCGUAGCAUCCGACCUCCUCCUGCUCCCCUCCAAAUUCGGCCUUUCCCCCAAGAAACGAGAGAGGAUGAGAGCAGAACAAGGAGACCCGUUGACUGUCGGUCUUCAGUUGGAGGCCGCGCUGGAGCACCAAGUGAAGACAGAAGACUCGCAAGACAUGGUCGGCCCCAAAGCGGUGGCCGUGGACCCGUCUGCCGCCCAGGCUGGGAGCAGUAGAGGAUGCUGGGAAAGAAAUGGAGCAGCAGUUGUCCUGAGCGAGGAGGAUGUGAUCCCCUUAGACGCGCCUCCACAACGGAUGCUGAAUUCGACUUGGCCCACGAAGGAACAACCCCUAGCUGAAGAAAUGCAGAGCUUCGUGGCGAGGUUGAGUGACGGAGAGGCUUGUAUCCCAACCACUGGCCUGGCCAAAGAUUUCCUCAUGAAGAAGCAAGAAGAGGAUGAUCAGGUGGCAUUCAUGGAUGUGGCUGCUGACUCCCCCCAGGCAGGGGCUCCAUCAGACAUUUUGCAGAGGCCCCUGUUCAGAGUGACGGCGCACGAAAAUGAUGGCGACACAGAUUUUCCUGGUGGAGAGCUGUUUGCUGAAAUAAGUCAUGGCUCAUCUUCAUUUUGUGCUGAGAUAGAAACAGAUACUAUGGAUUCCGAUCAGGGGCCUGUGACCUUUGAGGAAGUGGCUGUGCAUUUCACGGAGGGGGAGUGGGGCCUGCUGGACCCAGACCAGAGAGCCCUCUACAGGGAUGUCAUGGUGGAGAACUAUGGGAACGUCGCCUCUCUGGAAGGAGCUCCGGUUCCUAAACCUGAUCUCAUCUCCUGGUUGGAAGAAAAGGAAGAGAUAUUUGACCAGAGCUCUGAAGAAGGAGAACAACCAACAGUGGCCGAUCUCUGGGGGAGCGAACACAGCGGGGGACCGGCUGAAGUGGCUCCGAAAGAGAGCGAGAUGGAGGAGCCGAAGGAAAACGUUGGAAAUGGAAGAGAAGCCGAGGCGCCCGAGGGAAAUCAGCCGAGAGAGACAUGGCAGAAGGAAUCAGCUGAUAGCGCGACUGGGACCUCCCUCAGCAUAGAGGACUCCCAAGAGGAAGACCUUUUGUUGGAAGAGCCACUCGAGGCACAACCAGGAGGAUCCCAAGAGGGCAUUUCUUUUGUGGCUGAAGCUGCAGAGAGUGAUGGCUGGGAGAGCGAGAGUGAAUGGGAACCAUACGGAGUGUUGUCAGACGAUACAGAGGAUGAAGAUAAUGUUGGGGAUCAAGGAGGACUAGAGCAAAACGGGGACGACCAAACAGAAGAAGACUGGCGGGAUAAACCCAAUUGCCAGGGCAGCGACUUCAACGGUUUGCCAGCUCCAGCAAAAGCUUACAAAGGCAAAAGAAAAAACCAGUGCAAGGUUUGCGGGAAGAGCUUCACGCGCAAGGCGAGCCUUAAGGUGCAUCAGAGAAUCCACACAGGGGAGAAGCCCUACAAGUGCACAGUCUGCAGCAAAGGCUUUUGCGACAAAACCAGCUUUCUUAGACAUCAGAGAAUCCACACGGGCGAGAAGCCGUACAAAUGCCCCGAGUGCGGGAAGAGCUUUAACCGGACCACAAAUCUCAUUACGCAUCAAAAGACGCACGUGGAGACCCGGGAGAAGACGUUUCACUGCUCGAGCUGCAGCAAGAGCUUUUACAACAAGUACAGCCUCAAGACUCACUGGCGCAGCCACACGGGGGAAAAGCCCUACAAGUGCUCCAGCUGCAGCAAGAGUUUCUGCGACAAGUCGAACCUGGAGGCCCACUGGCGGGUGCACACGGGCGAGAGGCCCUUCGAGUGCACGGAAUGCGGGAAGAGCUUCAGCGACCGCAGGACCCUCCUCCGACAUCAGAGAAUCCACACCGGGGAGAAGCCUUACAAAUGCACAGAAUGCGGGAAGAGCUUCAACGACCUGGCCACGCUGCUCCGGCACCAGAAGAUCCACACGGGCGAGAAGCCCUAUCGGUGCACCGAGUGCGGGAAGAGCUUCAACCAGAGCUCUCACCUCAUCCGCCACCAGAACACGCACGACGCCCAGCGCCACAAAGGCCGGUCGCGCAAGGCCAAGGCUGCGGUCGGAGCCAAUAUCUUUUUGGACAUCACUCAGAGCUUCACUCCAGAGAGCAUCGGCUUCACGCAAGAGAACUAUUACGGAUACGCUCACCCUGCGGAAACGUUUCACUGGCCCAUUACGUCUUACGCACCCUCGGCGGAGGCCGGAGAAGGUGGGGUACCCAACCUGUGGACAAUCGAGGAGACUUCCGUCGGAGAUCAAGCCAUCCUAGUCAUGAAAGAGUUAACCGAGGACAGGAGCUUGACGCUGUGAAGGAUGCUCAGAGCAGGGAAGGAGCUUCAUCCAGGCCUACGGCCAUCGAGUAAGAUUGUCCGGUCAAGCAAGAAAGCCAUGCUUUAGACAUUCUUGAAAAGAAGCAUGUUUGAAAGCAGAGAUGUAUCGAUCCAAGAUCUGACUGGCAGAAGCUCCGUUUGGAUCUUUAGGCACAGGAUCUUCAGAAAGGGAGAUCCAGCUCUGCAGGGAAGAUUCCUCGCAUUUCACAGCUAUGCCCACUUCCUGCUUGACUUAGAGGAGAGAUCUAUCAUUAUUGAACAGGGAUUCUCAAAGAUUAAAUUUUUGGGUGUAUGCCUUCAAAAAAAAAAAGGGAAAAGAGGCAGAUAAAAAUAAUGCUAUUUUGGUUCUGUUGUUCUCUUUAGCUUCCAAAAUCGAUGGUGAUUCUGUACUCUCUCGGACUAGAUGGAAGCAAAACGACUGAAUGAGAUUCAGCAACUGGCUGUGGCAGAAUGAAUGACAAUCAGGGUGGUCUGUAAAAAAACCACCCCCCUUUUGUCCUCCCCCAUAUUUCGAAAGAUGGUCAUUAUUUAACUUGGGGGGAGGGAAGGGAAUUUGGACACCCAUCCUGCUUGUUCUGACCCACACCAAAUUUUAAAGAGGGUGCUUUAAAAGGGGUUUGUUGCCUCUUGGUAUCAGUUUGGUUAAAAAUGUUAGACUGUCACAUUUUGUAAACCCGAUCGUAUAGAUUUGCUCUAGCAGAGAUCUAAAAGUGGAAGGGAGGGGUGUCAUCAGAAAGGUUUGUCGUUUUCCACACUUCUAACGUAGUUAAAAAGGGAUUAUUUCCCAAAAUGAUAUUUCUGGAAACAUGUGGGUUGGAUUUUGUACCGCAUUGGGGGAGUUGCACGAUGUUGGGCAGCAGGGCAGUUCAGCGUAUUUGGGUUUGUUUGACGGCUGAAGAAAGUCACAGUUAUAGAAUCACAAAACUAGAUAGUACAUCACCCGAACUGGGAAUCUCCAAGCCUGCAAUGAGAAGCAUGUGAAAGAGCACUCUGCUUAACAGUUAUCAGCUGAUUUGUGAGACUGAGACAUAGGUUAACAGGUUCUGCUGAAAUCUGGCAAAAAUAAAAUAAAUUACUGAGAACAGGUUCCUAUGAAUUCAGUUUGGGAUGCAGACACUCCCUGCAAAUGGUGCUACUGGUGCUACAACUCCCAUAAUCCCUGAGCGCUGGCCAUGCUUGCUGGAGCUGAUGGGAGUCUAAGAAGAAGCGAUAUAGCUGCAUCAUGAAUAUCGGAGGGAGCUUACCUUAUUCCCAAAUGUACUGGCAUGUGUGGGCUUUAGUUUUUUGUAUUAGCAACCUCUGCCACGAGAGUUCAGCAUGCUGCAGCGCUUUCAUUUUCCUUGCUCUCUUGAAAAAAAUCAUACAAAUGUUUUUAUAUAGGCUGCAAUCCUAUGCAAAAUAGCAAGGGAGUAAAACCCCCUUGAAAUCAGAAGGCCUUACUUCCAAGUAAACAUGUUUUAAGACUGCACCGAGAUCAGCCUUGUGUUUUAACAGCUCGCUUGGUCGCCACAGGCGAGCAGGAAUGCCAUGCAGGCGAGUGAGUGGGCUCAGGCCAGUUCUCCUGUACCAGCCUUGUUGGACUCCAUUCUAGCCUUAAAGGAAGGAAAUUCCUCUUCAUAACAGCACAGGAGGCAAAUGGUAGAAGAUGGACAGAUCCUCCUUCCCCACAUCAACCAGCAUGCUUAAUCGAAAGCAGGGUUGUUGUGGUUGUGGUUGUGGUUGUUUUGUUUCCCAGCCUGCUCAGUGGCUGGUAGUGAAGAGGACUUGUGGGCAAAUGACUUUUAUGAGCUUACAUACAAAGGCUGGCUUAGAUUCUUGGCUUGGUCAGAGGACCAACCCCCCCAAAUCCAUAAUUUGGGGAGCAAAGAAGCAAAACAGUCUCGCCUCCACACAAGUCCCAAAUAAAUGUUAAUAAGGAAGGAGUUUGCUUUUUUUGCAUAAGCCUUCCAAAAAUGACAAAACUUGUUUCCAUUUAGUUGACCCUAAAAUAAUUAGGUUCAAAGUUGGUGCUUGGCUCUUGAUCAGUAAGCAAUUGUGGUUGGUUGGUAUGGUUUUAAAAGCAAAUAUUAUGGGCUAUUUUGAGACUAAAUCAAAGGUAUGGGAUGAUGAAUGCAGCAACCUUUCACUCCCAACAGGUAUGCUAACACUUUUGAGUACUUUUAAGCCUGCAAUGCUGAAAUCGCUUCUCGGACUGCAGCGGGACUUCGCUUCUGCAUAAAGAUGCAAAACAGUUGUGCUGUCAUUUGUAAUGUAGACUAGAGAGCAACAAUAUUAGUGGGGAACUGGGCUUAGUGGGUGCACGGGAUGUUUUGUGAACAGUACGGAGGGUCGGGUGAGCACGCUGGACCGUCUCUGUGGGGUAUAUUACCUUCCACGAAUGCGUUAUGCUAAGCUUUUUAAAUAUUGAGAGGUUAAAUUUUAUAAAUUGCCAAUAAAAGCAUCCUGUAAUUCAAAGAAAAUUGCUAUAGUGCAUGGCGUUUCUCAGAGUUUCAUAGCAGUAGCUCAUCUACGGGGAUGAUUAAGGGACAGGGGGAUAUCGUAUGAAAAUCAUUUCAUUUCUUAAAUCAUCUUGGACAUCAUGUCAAACCUUGCCCUUCUUAAAUGCUGACAUUUACCAGUUAAUGAUGGAGAAAGAGGGUAUGAUUCUUUCCAGGCACUCUGUAUUUUUGAGAUCUGUCCCUGACUGUCAGGGAUCUGCAACCAGUCCAUGGGAAAUGAUACUCUUGUAGAAUUGAUUCUAGCUGACUGUAGUUGGUCUUGAAACUUACAGUAAGGUACUGUAUUAGAAAGAAUUUUAUCAUUAUACUUGUUUCGGAAACGUAAAACCAAAUAAAUGCUAAAUGUCACUCCUCACUUGCAAAAAACAGAAACAAGAAAAAUACUUGGUCAUUUACCGAAUCAUCAUCUUAUUCUUCUUUUUUUAACCGAAUCAUCUUGUGCUUUGGAUUUACUGAUAAAUGUCAGAAUUUUCUUAGAUUGCCAUUGCAUCCCUCCCCUGGGCUCCAGCGGCCUUAACAUUGUCACGAAGCAUCAACGUCAAGGUUUCCAAGUUGUACUGUAUCAUAGACAUUCUGUACAUUUUAAAAUAUUUUAACCUAGAUUUUGCUUAUUGUUAUCCAUGCUUAGUCCACAUUAUUGUUACCUGUCUUAUGUCGAAAUCCUCUCAUUUUAAUCUCGUUCGUUUACUGUGUUUGCAAGUUUUUGCUGUGAAAUACCACAAUCUGGAGUAACCUUGCAAUAUGACUUUCCGCCAUGUUAAUAUGCAAGUGAAGAUAAAUAAAGGCAGGUGAGGGGAAAUAGGGAAAGCUCGCCACGAUCCCCGGGAUGUGGGACUCCAUUUUGAAAAGUCGCCAACUCUUCAAAAGAAACUGAAUUUACAAAUGUACACUGCCUUGGGUUCUCUUUGACCAUUGUGUGUAAAUUCAGGAUAGAGAGCAAAACAAAUGGCUUCUCCUCCACAUUAAGUCCUCCCCCUAUUUUGUUACACUGUGUAGGGAGUUGUCUAUGUGUGGAGGUUUGUUUCUGAGUUUUUUUUAAAUAACUGGAUGUUGUAGGUGGCUGCCUUUAUUAUGCAUGGUUGCUUUAAGAGUUUUUUAGUGUAUUGGCAAAAUGUUCUGCAAAUAAAGAGUAAUGAAUGACAA